CUAGCUACCAGCUGCAAUAAGUCUUCUCCUCCAUAUAUAGCACAGGGAAACACCAAACCACAAGAAAAAGGAGCCGCAAAAGCAAAAUUACAAGAGGAUCGAGGAGAGGGUGGCAACUCUCCUUUGAUUUCUUUGCACCUCUCGAGGUCAGAUCUUCGAUUAUUCAAGACAGCAGCGCCCUAUGAUGGCGUCGAGCGGAGAGAUCAGGGACACGCAUGUAAGCCGCUGAUGUAUCGAUCAAUUGCCUCCAAGAAUAAUCAAGGGGUAGAUCGAGCUGAGUCCACCGCUGCCAACAAGCUAAAAAACCCUAGCUAGCUAGAAGAGAAGCUGGCGAGCAGGUGGUGGGACGAGGGGCGGCUCGACCUGCCGGAGCCAUCCCUCGGUAGGAACCAACAACAAGACAUGGCGGCUUCUUCUAAGGUCGACGGCACUGACCAGCCGACGAGCGGCGGGAGUGGCGACGACCGCGAGAACGGCACCGGCGAGCCCCGAGAAGGCGCGGUGGUGACUGGCAACCGGCGCCCCCGCGGCCGGCCACCGGGCUCCAAGAACAAGCCGAAGCCGCCCAUCUUCGUGACGCGGGACAGCCCCAACGCGCUGCGCAGCCACGUGAUGGAGGUGGCCGGCGGCGCCGACGUCGCCGAGUCCAUCGCCCACUUCGCGCGCCGCAGGCAGCGCGGCGUCUGCGUGCUCAGCGGGGCGGGCACCGUCACGGACGUCGCCCUCCGCCAGCCGGCCGCGCCCGGCGCCGUGGUGGCCCUCCGCGGCCGCUUCGAGAUCCUCUCACUCACCGGCACGUUCCUCCCGGGCCCCGCCCCGCCAGGCUCCACGGGGCUGACCGUGUACCUCGCAGGCGGGCAGGGGCAGGUCGUGGGCGGCAGCGUGGUCGGCACGCUCACCGCGGCGGGGCCGGUCAUGGUGAUCGCGUCCACGUUCGCGAACGCCACCUACGAGAGGCUGCCGCUGGACGAGGCCGAGGAGGAGGCUGGGCAAGCGCAGAUACCUCCCGGCCCCGGCGGCGGGCCGCCACUGAUGGGCGGGAUGGCCGAACACUUGGCGAUGCCAAUGUUCGGCGGCGUGCCGCCAAACCUCAUGCCGGGGGGUGGCACUGCCUCCGGUGCGGGCCUGCAGCUCGGGCACGAGGGGCUUGCAUGGGCUCAUGCACGGCCGCCGCCGUACUAGGAGGAUCCAUGAUCGAUCGAGUAGGAUGGAAGAAGGGAACGAUCAUCAUGCCGGCAAGGCAACGGUUGAAUUCAUAUAUGUAGAAAAUAAUCGGAGGAAGUGAAGCAUAUAUUGAGCUUGAGCAUGCAAGAAUCGGAGCUGAUUAAUAAAAGGCAGCCAUGCCAUGCCAUGCUCUUAUAAUCUACUAAGAAGGUAAAGUAUACUAGCUAGUACUGCAUGUGGCUGUGCCAAAUGUCAGUUCAUCGAGAUCGAUGAACUGUGAUGUUUUCUUUAAUUAAUUAUAUGCAUGAAAAAUAGAUGGAUGCUUAAUUAUGUCUCUUUGAUCCUCAUCUCUAUGCACGUGAGGUUUCGCUUCAA
Phragmites australis (common reed) is the source of this 1539-nucleotide messenger RNA. RefSeq names its product AT-hook motif nuclear-localized protein 20-like. Gene Ontology annotation, cellular component: nucleus. The coding region runs from base 403 to 1182 and encodes 259 amino acids. NCBI's taxonomy places the organism in Eukaryota, Viridiplantae, Streptophyta, Magnoliopsida, Poales, Poaceae. Gene Ontology annotation, molecular function: minor groove of adenine-thymine-rich DNA binding; DNA-binding transcription factor activity. The transcript has 2 exons. The record is from RefSeq and is a predicted model, not a curated record.